Molecule: messenger RNA, 96 nt
Organism: Cyphellophora europaea CBS 101466
Lineage: Eukaryota; Fungi; Ascomycota; Eurotiomycetes; Chaetothyriales; Cyphellophoraceae
Exons: 1
Coding region: 1-96 (31 amino acids)
Source: RefSeq, a predicted model, not a curated record
AUGCACUCACUACUAUUGCAAGCCGUGUCUAGCGACUCUCGUGAUGACUGCGAUCCACAACGAGAGUGCAUACCCACCAAAAUGCUGCCUGACUGA